This is a messenger RNA of Drosophila serrata, 3039 nucleotides long. RefSeq names its product myotubularin-related protein 9. Gene Ontology annotation, biological process: negative regulation of autophagy; phosphatidylinositol dephosphorylation. Gene Ontology annotation, cellular component: cytoplasm. Gene Ontology annotation, molecular function: protein phosphatase binding. NCBI's taxonomy places the organism in Eukaryota, Metazoa, Arthropoda, Insecta, Diptera, Drosophilidae. The record is from RefSeq and is a predicted model, not a curated record.
CCAACGCAAAAGCUCUUCAAAAACAGUCGGACGGGACGGAAACAGAAAAGAAAGAAAUGCAAUCUGGGCAGUAAGCGGGGGCGUGAAGCGUAUUUAUCAAUUGCCCGGAAAGAAUUUACGUGAUUUCCACCGAUCAGUGGUGCCGGAAAAUCCGCCCAAACAUCAGCUUACGCUCGUGCAUCCACCAGUAGCGGCUGGUUCAAAAACGUGAGAGGAAGGCGGGAGAACACCGGGAGAGAAGCAGGAGGGCAGGAAGCGGCGACAACAGAAGCAAUCAAGUGGCAAAAACAGGAGCAGGAGCCGGGGUUUGGCUGGUGGCCAGGCAAAGCACGAUGCUAAAAGUUAAUUAGUGUGAGCGAAAUCAAAUUGGACACCCCGCAGCGGCUGCUGGGGUUGUGGUUGUUGUCGUUGUUCCGACUCCGGGCUGGGGGUUCGCCAUGGAAUUCGCCGACCUCAUAAAGACCCCCAAGCUGGAUGGCGUCUUGCUGCACGAUCCUGGGCAAGCGGGGACAGGUACGGGUGCGGGUGCACCAACGGUUGGAACGUUAUGCAUCACCGGACAUCAUCUGCUGCUGAGCGCACGUCAGGAGAACAGCCAGGAACUGUGGCUGCUCCACAAAAACAUCGACUGUGUGGAGAAGAAACCCAGCCUGACACAGAACAUUGUGGUUGGCGGCAUCAUCACGCUGAAAUGCAAGGAUUUGCGCAUCAUUUCGCUUGAGAUCAAGAGUGCCAAGGAGUUCUUCAAUGUGGCCACUUCGCUGGAGGCUCUCAGUGCGAUACAAAACACCGAACUGCUGUAUCCGUUCUUCUAUAGGCCCAUGUACUCCAUCCUUGAAGACGGUUACACGAUGUUUAGGCCCGAGCUGGAGUUCGCCAAGCUCAUCAGCGGUGUGGGCAUGGGCGGUGUUUCUUCGCCGAAUGUGGCCAACAUAACAAUUUGCAUGCCGUCAACAUCGUCGACAUCUAUGACGCUGGGCAGUGCUAGUGGUGGCGGCAUUACCCAUCCCCUGCAGAACGGCUAUGCGAUGGACGCCCUCCAAGGUGGACUGGGUGGUGGCGGCAGCGGGGCCAACGCCUGCGAGUGGCGAAUCAGCAACGUCAACAGAGACUUCAGCGUCUGUGCCACAUAUGGCGCCACGCUAAUUGUACCUAAAGCAAUUACGGACGAGCAGAUAGUGCUCUCCGCCUCAUUCCGGGACGGCGGACGAUUCCCCGUGCUCAGCUACAGGCAUGAGAAUGGAGCCACUCUGAUGCGCAGCUCCCAGCCGCUGUCGAUUCAAGGAAUCAAGCGCUGCCGAGCUGACGAGGCUAUCCUAAAUCUGGUCCUGGGGCGCAGCCGAAAGGGCUUCAUCGUGGACACCUGGGGCAAGGGCAAGUCUAACACGGAGACGGACCUCCACUAUUCGCAAUGGAAAAAGGUAAAUCGCUCAAUCGGCAACGUCAGCUCGCCGGCUUCCAUUUUGGACAGCUUUGCUCGGCUAAUAGAGGCCUGCAAUGAUCUGAGCUGCAGCACGGAUAAGUGGCUGUCGCGUUUGGAGGGCAGUGGCUGGUUAACUCUGGUGCUUAAUUCACUCAACGCCUCGUGUGUGGUGGCCCAGUGUCUGGAUCAAGAAGGCAGUCCUGUGCUGGUGCACGGUGCCAAAGGCUUGGACUCGACGCUGAUUGUCACCUCGCUGGUGCAGAUCAUCCUCAAUCCCGACUGCCGUACUGUAAGGGGCCUUCAGGCGCUGAUAGAGCGGGAAUGGAUCCAGGCGGGACAUCCGUUCGCCUCCCGUCAUCGCUACUCCUGCUAUACUCCGAAUCAAACGCGCCAGAAAACCUCUGGUGCCACCUUUGUGCUCUUUUUGGACUGCCUCUACCAGCUGUACACCCAGUUUCCCUGCAGUUUCGAAUUCAGUACGCAACUGCUGAUCCUGCUCUUUGAGCACAGCCACUUUUCGCAGUACGGAACGUUUCUGUGCGACUCGGAACGGGAGCGACGGGAGCUUAAUGUUCACACGCGAACGACGAGCUUGUGGUCAUACCUAAACCGACCAGACGUCCUCCAAACCCUACUGAAUCCCCUCUACGAGCCCAAUGCCAGUGUGAUAUGGCCAUCAGUGGCGCCCAUUAGCUUGGAGCUAUGGAGCGAUCUCUAUUUGCGUUGGGUGAUAGAUCAGCGAAGCUGCGCUACAGUCAUGUCGCAAAUUCAGGAACUGGUGACACGCGAAAAGGAACUCAGAACGCAGGCCAUCAAACUGCGUAAACAAGCCCUGGAGCUUGGCCAGGAAGUGUCGGAAAUGAUGAGUGGCAGUGCAGACGAUGCAUAGGAAAGAAUGCCUACCUCAACAGCAGUUCUCUAUCUCUUUUAUCUCUCUCCUGCAUGAUAUACAAUUAUUUUUGAUACGUUCUGUUGCAAGAUUUCGAUAAUUAUUUAAACAAAUAGAUAGCAACACUAAUGUUAAGUCACCAAAAGUUCCAUUUACAAGAAAGUUUAACUCAACAUAUGCUGAAGAAUUGAUCGAGGCAAAAACCUUAUAAUAACAGUAAUGCCAAACGAUAUUUUGCACUCGAAUUUUCGUCAUGGCUCCAAACUCUCUUGAAAUUUUGUUCUAAAGAAAAAUAACAAGAAUUAUUGAAACAGAAUUAUAAGAUAAACUCAACACAGGAUCUGAUUUUGGAUUCACAUCGAGCAUAACUGACUCAAUUUUAGACAUAUGUAUGUCCAUUUUUACCGAAAACUAUAUAGUUCUACAGGAUAACGAUGAAGUGAAACGAAAAGAAACUCUUGUACUACUUGUAAAUUGCUCUCUAAUCUCAGAUUUAUUAAACUGAAACUGCAACUGCAACAUGGCAUAAACUAUCAAAUAUUUUGGGUCAAUUUUUGACGCAUUUACAUUUAUGGAAUUUUUAGCGCAUAAGUCUUCAAGAAUUAUCUAUAAAUAGUACUUACCCAUGUCAGUUAAGCCUCUCAGAUUGAUCAAAUUUAGUAUUGUAUAAAUUCAAAAGAUUUGCCUUUUUGUAUGUACAUUUUUGAUUAAAUCGCAUAAAUCGGAA